CCACCAUUCGCGAGUUGUUACAGAACCUAUGAAUGUGUUAGAUUUUAGAGUCAAGACAGAUAUAGAGUCAAAAGGAGCGCACAAAAAAGUUUCGGAACUUCAAUUUAAGUCGACUGAUGUGAAGAUUGAAGGUAACGUCACUCAUAAUCGUAAAGUUGAUACUUCCAAGAUAACGAAAACAACUUCAUUAAAGAAAAGCAAAAACGAUAAUGGCAGUACUAAUUCAAAUCACAAAUCGACCCGACGAGUCACAUUUGGCGCGGCAUCAAUGGUUAAACCAACCUUUUCCAGGACACAAAGCGCUACGGAAUCUCUUCGCAGAAAGGAUCAUGACGUUCUAUCUUAUGAAAACACUGAUGGAAUAGUAACAUCUUCUUGUAAGGCAAUUCAUAAUGUGGUCGGUGAAAAAAACAAACAAGAAUUUUAUGCUAGAUACGAAACUUGUUUGAAAAAUUGUACUUCCGUUCUUGUGACCGGUUCUCCGGGUGUCAGAAAAAGGAUCCAUCCUACUGGAAGUGGAACGCUGAAUUCAUCAUCAAUGCGAAGAACCCACGAAGCAGAUCGUCUUCUUCUAACAGAUCAUUCUAAUCUUCACGAGACAGAACGACAAAAGAACGAUGAUGGUAUUGUGAAAGAACGACGUAUAAAUAAACACACCAACGAAACCAUUAUAAAAGAUGAUUAUCCUGAGAUUUGUUGUCAUAUUUCGGAUAGUUCACCUCAGACGUGUCGCCCUAUAAAAACUUCAGUUUUAUUAAACGCGGCUCGUGUCGGGAAUAUUUCUUGGUUAAGAGAACUCAUAGAUUACAAUUUGAAAUUUGGUUUCCGUGAUGUGAAUGCCGUGGAUCGGAAUGGCAGGACUUUACUUACUUGGCUGGCCUCGCGUGGUAUAGCUGAUGUUUUGAAUCAAUUGAGUCGAAUAAAAAAUAUCAAUCCUAAUUUGGGUGAUAACGAAGGAAACACACCCUUACAUUUUGCUGUUCGUUAUGAGAGAACGGAGUUCCUGAACUUGUUCUUGGUUUAUUUUAGAGGUAGACUCACUAUUGAUCGAAGAAAUGUAUUGGGUUUCACACCGUUGAUGUGUGCAGCUAUAGAUGGAAGAAGCAGAUCUGCCCAACUAUUAUUAUUAUCAGGUGCUGAUCCGACUUUGCGCGAUUUUGGUCGCAAUUUGAGAGCUGAUCAAUGGGCAUUGCACUGUAGUAGAUUAGUGUGUGCCGAAGUAAUACUUCGUCAAAUAAGAGAGUUACUUAAAUUUCCCGAUUCUUCUCGUAACUGGGAUAGUCAAAUUAAUAUGGAAGUGGUUUUUUGUAGAGGAAACGCGAGGAAAAUAUCGUGUGAUUCGUCGAGAGAAGAAGGUUUUGGAAUGAAAUUUAGACAAAUUUUUCGAAGAACUUCGACUCUACCCCAUGACAAAAAUUUACGUGCCAAAUUGAUGAAACAAUUAACAGCGGCAGCUUUUUGCGCUACAUCACCGGCUCUUCCAUCUAGAGAAUAUUUACCACCGUUAGUAAAAUCAAUUUUACGUCCAUUGAACGUUCCUUUAAUAAAAAUUACUUUCGUCAGAAAUGAUGGGAAUACGAGUACUGAAAUAAUUGACUACAACGUGAGAAAUGGUAUUCCCUCUACAUCUGAUAACUCAUCGAGAUCUUAUAUGUCUUCAUCUUCAUCGAUAUCUAACAUUUCCACAUCAUCGAAAUCUAGUGCGAAUAAUGACAAAAAAUCCAUUAUUCAUAGGAGGGCUUCGAAUAAAAAAUAAUAUUUUCUCCAUUAAAAAAAACUAUUCACUUUGUUAAUUCUGAUAGUUUUUAUAUCAUUUUCUAAAGAAACUGUAUUCUUAAUUAUUUUAUAAAUGUUUCUUCGGCUUUUGUCAAUGUUCAGUCAAUGACAUGGAAUCUCGGUAUUAGCUAGUUGACAUUUUUGACAGUUACUUUGUUUCUUCCCUUGGUAUGUUCUGUGCCUACACAUAUUUAUAUCUCUCGGUAUUUUCGCAAAAACCUAACCUAAUCACGUCUAAAUGCUCCAACAAAGGCAGCAAGACUCUAAAUAAUGUAGUUACAUUCCCAUACAAAGGGUCACUGUAACUCCUGAAAUUUCGCGAAAAUACCGAGACGUCAUAUUUGUAAGGUUAAGUUUAUACAAGCCGGUUAUGUAAAACAAAUACUUCUACUAAAUCACUAUUUGUACUUUUCUUCUUUUUCUUUUUCAAUUAUGCAGACAGUUUAGUUGUAAUUUUUUGAAACUUUUAAACAUCGAAAUAUACAGUGAGUGUUAGAAACAAAGCUCUAAUCAAUAUCCAACUUGAAGUUCUUCACAGCUGUGCAUCGAGAAUGUGUUAGUUAACCUGUAGGAUUGGAAUUAUACUGAUAAGGUAUUCAUAAAAUAAAAAAAAUAAUAAUAGUAAAUCCAUUAUUUUAAUAAAAUAUAUAAAUAAGUAUUGGUCAAACAAUAAUUGAAAUAAAACAAUACAUGAAAAUCAAUAAAUGAAUAUAAAUUUGAGCAAAGUUAGUAUCCUCCAAUUAAAAUGAAUUUAUAUAGACUCAAGUGUCUUUUCUA
Diorhabda sublineata is the source of this 2553-nucleotide messenger RNA. RefSeq lists its product as uncharacterized. The transcript has 8 exons. Lineage: Eukaryota; Metazoa; Arthropoda; Insecta; Coleoptera; Chrysomelidae. Bases 29 to 1756 code for a protein of 575 amino acids. The record is from RefSeq and is a predicted model, not a curated record. Gene Ontology annotation, molecular function: protein binding.